Molecule: messenger RNA, 4018 nt
Organism: Eleginops maclovinus (Patagonian blennie)
Lineage: Eukaryota; Metazoa; Chordata; Actinopteri; Perciformes; Eleginopidae
Gene: tbc1d31
Product: TBC1 domain family, member 31
Exons: 23
Coding region: 336-3563 (1075 amino acids)
Cellular component (GO): centrosome
Molecular function (GO): protein binding
Source: RefSeq, a predicted model, not a curated record
AACCGUUCUCUAAACAAGCAAAACCUCUCCUGAAGCUGAAGUUAAAGAAAACUCUUACUAAGCGUAGAGGCUGAUAACCUUUGAGGGGACUGUUGAACUUUGAUUUACACCAAAUGGUACCGCGCUUUACGGCUUUUAUUGCCGUAACUUUAAACUAAAUAUAAUGUUACCAAAUUAAGCGCAUUCAAAGUUCGCGCUGUUUGAUCCGCCUUUAAAGAGAGAUCAGCCUGUUAGCUAGCCAUGUUGCUGUAAAACGCGGAAAGAACAUUAACUAAGUCAAAGAGCAUAUUCUGUUGUGUAUGUUUAUGCUUUGAGAUUAGACAGACGUCUUUAAAAUGGAGGUGACGGAUAUCGGAAACAAAGAAGAGGGGAAAGUCUGGCAUCGAAAACCAACACCAGGCAAAGGAGUGUUGGUGACGGUGGUCCGCACUGCUCAGCAGGCCAAGAUUGUGCGUUUCCUCCAUGUGACCUUUGACACCACAGGGGACUCCUUCCUUGCUGGAGAUCACCAUGGCAACAUCUACAUCUUUGACAUCAGUAGAAACAGAUUCCGUCUGGUGCAGAAGACGGGGCAAGCCUGCACUGCUCUGGCAUUCAGCCUCCGCAGGACCACAGAGUUCCUAGUGGCCUUGGCUGACUACACCAUCAAGUGCUUUGACAAAGACACAAAGCAGCUGGUCAGUUGGAUGCGGGGUCACGAGGGAGCAGUUUGUUCGAUCUCUGUCCACAGCUCCGGUCGCUACGCCAUCAGCACUUCUUCAGACACAGCUCAGCUCUGGGACAUGGACACCUUUGAGAGGAAGAGGAAGCUCAAUAUCCGACAGUCUGUUGGCAUUCAGAGGGUGUUUUUCCUUCCUCUCAGUAACACCAUCCUCAGCUGCUUCAGCGAUGACUCCAUAUUUGCUUGGGAGAGCGACACGCUGUCCUGCAAAUACCAGCUCCCUGUCCCCGACUGCGGACCCAAAGUCUCCUACAAGGCCUUUGCUGUCACGCGUGAUGGGAAGAGCCUUGCUGCUGGUGGGCGUUCCAACCUGCUGCACCUGUGGUGUCUGGACAGCAAACAGCUGAUCAGGGUGAUUCAGAUGCCCUCGCAGGUUCGAACGGUCCGACAGAUGGAUUUCCUGCCGGACAGCUUUGACGGAGGAGCCAGCCAGACGCUGGGUGUAUUGAGCCAGGACGGUGUGAUGCGUUUUAUCAACAUUCACACCUGUAAGCUACUGUUCCACAUGGGUUCCCACGACGACGCCAUCACCACAGCAGCGGUCAGCCCGAAUGGCAGACACGUCGUAGCCAUCAUGGAUAAUGGCAGCAUCAAUAUCUACAGUGUUCAGAGUCUCACUCAGGAACUAAACAAGCCUCCUCCCUCCAAAGUAGCAGUAGUCUCUGGUGGUGGAGCUGAUCAGGACUUGUCUAACUUAAAGGUCAAGGUCAGGUCAGAGGUCGUUCAGAGACCAGCCAAGAGCUCAGGCAGGCGGACGCAGGUGAAGAUACUGAGACCCCCUGCUGGCUUUACAGCUGAGGAGAAAGAGAAUGAACUGCCUGCUGGUCUGAAUAAGAAGAGAUUGGUUGCUCUGCUCAAGGGCUUUGGAGAGUAUCCGGCUAAAUACAGGAUGUUCGUGUGGCGGUCUCUACUGUGUCUCCCGGAGAACCAUGCGGCGUACAGCAGUCUGACUGACAAAGGCCUGCACUCAGCCUACCUCACUCUGCAGGAUAAAUACCCCAUCAAAAGCCACAAAUUACAGAGGGGGCUACAGAGGGUUCUGUCUGCCUUAGCUCACUGGGCAGCCAUCUUUGGAGAGGCGGAGUACCUCCCCCUGGUAGCCUUUCCUUUCGUCAAACUCUUCCAGAACAACCCAAUGCUCUGCUUUGAGGUGGUGGCCACUGUCAUAGUGAAUUGGGGUCAGCACUGGUUCGAGUACUUUCCCAACCCCCCUCUGAACAUCCUGAGCAUGGCGGAGAACGUUCUGGCUCAUCAUGACAAGGAGCUGCUGCAGCACCUGGUGGACUGCGGCGUCACCUCACAGCUCUACGUGUGGCCCCUGCUGGAGACCUUGUUCUCAGAAGUUCUUACUCGUGAUGAGUGGCUCAGGCUCUUUGACAACGUCUUCUCCAACCAUCCAUCCUUCCUGCUCCUGGCCUGUGUGGCCUACGUCACCUGCUGCCGUGAGCCUCUUCUGCUCUGCUCCCAGAAAGAAGACUUUGAGUAUUUCUUCCACCACCGUAACAACCUGGAUCUGGGAGCCAUGAUAAAGGAGGCUUACCAGCUCAUGGGCAGCACACCGGCUGACAUCCAUCCAAGGACUUUGCUCUCCGACUUUACACCACUGACACAUGGCCAGUACCCCGUGUUCAACCACUACCCAGAAUUCAUAGUGCAAUACCAGAGCCGUGAGAGGGAGAAGAUACGACUGCAAGAGAUGGAGUAUCUCCGCGAGAGGCAGGAGGUGUCGGCACUGCGCACAGAUUUUGUGCGUCGCCAGGCUGAAGAGGAAGCUUAUUAUGCACAACAGGAGCUGUUGCAGAAGGCAGAGGAACAGCGCAGAAGCAUCCUGGCACAAGAAGAGGAAAAACUCACUCAGCAGAGGGCAAAGUUGGCAGCCAUGAAAAGAGAGCUGAAGGUGAAGGAGCUACAGCUGCUGGAUGCAACCAAAAGACGGUUCCUGAAACACCAACAGGAACUCAGAGCCUCGCAGGUUCAAAGACUGGACCAGGAGAUCAGUAAAAAGAUGGAUCUCCGGGAGCGAGAAACGGCUACAGCAGUCCAGGAUCUAGAAGUCCGACAGAUGGAGCUGGAGGCCCAGCGGAAACGACUCGAACAGCACCUGUUUAAGGAGCAGGAGCGCAUUGGACGGGAGGUUGAGGAGGAGGUGGAGAUGAAGAUGAGGAAGGCACAAAGAGAGGAGGAGAACUACACAGAGCUGUUACACCACACAGAGACGAACAUGCAGGCCCUGGAGGAGUCCCUGGCGGAGGCAUGCCAGCUGGGCUUGGAGUCAGACUGGCAGAGAGAGGUGGCGGAGCGCCUGCAGCAGGUCGACGCCGAGCAGCAGAGCAAGAGGGAGAGACUGGCAGAGAGUCACAGACGAACCCUGGCAGAGGAGGAGAGACUGGCUGACACCAUGAGGGAUGUUGCAGGAAGGAAGUGGGAUGAGGUAAUGAGUUCCAGAGCUCAGUUACAGGAGCAGCUUCAUCCCCUGUCUUCAGCAGAAACAGACGUCCGAACACAGAUGAGGGUAAUAUCGCCGUGUUCCACCAGAGGUCCUCCUCACCGACCCCUACCCGCCACUUCUGUUAGUGUUGGAACCAGCGCUGCAGGUCCAGCAUUUUCAGCCUCCUACCUGAAUCAGGCAGGAACCAACAUGGUGUGUCUGAACAGCCGAUCCCCUUCAGAGAGCACCUCCACCGUCUUUUCCUUGGACCGAGGUCGGGCCCAUCUGGACAGCAGCGAGAGAAAUCUGAUGAAGGAAAUCAGAGAACUGAGACAGAAGCUGGCUGCCAGAGCCAGAGAGGGCAGCUCAGCCUCCUCACCGUCUGUCUACACUCUGUCCUCUGUCUCCCAGUGACAAAGUGAUCUCUGUCUUUAUCACAGAAACAUAUUCCUAUCUCAGGCUACAUCAACAGAAACAGAUGAAGGUACAGCGAGCUGCUGCCUGUCAUUUUCAGAGUGCUCCUGAAGCAUCCUCUAAAAAUCACUUCCUCGUUCUGUGUCCAUUCACUCCUCUGACUGUUCCCUGGUCAUAACCCUAAUAGCCACCACAGUUGCUGGCCAAAACAGAGCUAGGAACUUUAUGAUCGCACGCCGUCUGCAGCCACUGAACAUUCCCCUGCGUGACAAAGUGAUGCAAAAUGUGUUAUUGUUCGUCCCAAUUUAAUGUUCAUUUGUACACUUUCUACUCAUAGUUGUCAGUUAUGUAAAUAUUCUUGCUGGUUCUCCAUUUUGAAUUUUUAUUUCAAGGAAUUUUCUUCGAUUUGUCUUAUUUAUGAUCUGGUUUGGAUAAAAUCUUUUUUUAACUCCUAA